This is a messenger RNA of Penicillium nucicola, 5160 nucleotides long. Its product is annotated as MYB DNA-binding domain protein. Gene Ontology annotation, biological process: regulation of transcription by RNA polymerase II. The coding region runs from base 1 to 5160 and encodes 1719 amino acids. The transcript is spliced from 2 exons. Gene Ontology annotation, cellular component: Set3 complex. Lineage: Eukaryota; Fungi; Ascomycota; Eurotiomycetes; Eurotiales; Aspergillaceae. The record is from RefSeq and is a predicted model, not a curated record.
AUGGAUCGCCGAGACCGUUUUAAUCGCCGAGAAGAUUGGGAGCCCCGGCGCCCCGAUCGCGAUGACCGAGAACGCCCAGUCGACCUCUGGAAACGUGACCGUCCCCCGAGUCGGGCAGAAAGCCGUGCAGCCAGUGGCUCGACUACUUCUUCUCACCCCCCUGCAGCAUCUACCACGGGUCCAGCUCCCGUGGAUCGACACCCCGAGCCCCCGAUGGACCCAAGCCGGAAAGCAUCGAUCAUGUCAACCGCCCCAGGACCAGAGCCGCUACGAGAGAUGGAGCGCACCGAAGUGAUCCCAGCUCGCCCAGAGCCUCCUAAGGAGGUUUUCAAGGAGGCUCUUAAGGAGGCUCUGCCUCUUGUUCGACCUUCCCCUCCAGCUCCUCCCCAAGUACCCGCCUUUGGCUCAGUGUCAACUUCUAUCCCCACCUCAGCUGUCGACAAAGAACUCACAGAACAGCGAACCGCCCCCUUUCCCUCUCGGUUUACUGAGAAGGACCGAAAUGAGACACAACGACCAGUCGUCCAACCUCCAACGGGACCGAAGGCAGAAAGAGGCGAUCACGCAGCUUCCUCUGAGCCUCGCAAUCGCCCCGAGGCUCCGUCAGAGCUCGCACAUAUGCAGGGGCCCCCGCGUGCGCCACGGCUAUCUACAAGUAUCUCCGACUUAUCCCCACCCACCGCUCCAGCCGCGAUGUCCAAGCCGAACUCAGGUCCUAUGCCAAAUGAGGCAUUCGGUGUUCGAAGGUCGAGUUCACUGGUUUCAUCUCCAACAUCCACACGAUAUCCAGCCCCGGUUCCGCGUGCGGCAUCCCGUGAACCAUCUAUAUCGCCUCGAGUACCUCCCUCCGUCAUUCCCACCGGACCUAGAGCACUGCAACGGCAGGCCCCAUCACCGCGCGGAACAAAUAGCAAGCCAUGGAUGCAUUCAGGCUUCCCGAGAACUUCAUCCGUCUCCAACCCGCCUCCCAAACAGGAAUCUGUCGAUGAACGGGACGCUUCUGCCUUUGAGCAAAAUAAUCGCAACGUUCCAGGACCUCCGUCUUCUGUCGCAGAUGAGCCAGAAAGUGGUGAAAUUCUGCCCCAUGAAGGUGAAAUAAUCAAGUCUCCUGUCUCCGAUUCAAUGAAGCUCCCGCUUCGGCUGAGCCCCCCGUUGGAUUCUAAUGUUGAAGAAGGCGAAGUGAGUGAACACUCCGAGAAGGACGACAGGGAAGAGGAACCUGCCAUGGUACCGGACUUUGAACGUUCUAGUGAUGAAGAAGAUAGCGAGAGUGUCUUUACCCAGGAAUAUCUCGAUGAAAGGAAACGAAUCUUUGAACGAGACAUGGAAUCACUCCGAGCUGAACUUCCUCCUUCUCCUUUGGAAGACCCGACGAUUGUAUCUCUUCUUUUGAAAAUCCAGCUACUCGGCAUGUUGGCCAACGAAAUGUCAGUGGAAGAGCCAGUUGAAAAGGAAGAAGUAGAAAAACGAGUGGAGCAACCCGUGGACCCUGUGCCAUCAGUGGAGGACGAAGAGAACGCCAAUGCUCCCGGCGGUGAACGGGUGGUCUCUUUCGCUCCCACGCCAGAUGAGCGUGAACUUGAACUCGAACCUGAAACUGAACCUGAGCCUGAACGCGAACCCGAUUCCGAACAAGAAGUUGAGAUUGAGCGCGAACCGGAGCCUGUCAUCGAAACUCUCAUCCCACUUGUAGCACUGAGUGAUGAAGUUACCGUUGAAAAUCUUCCUUUCUUACACUCUGGUCCUCCCACUCCUCUUUCGGAUUUGGAAGUCUAUCAUGACAAUAUCGCUAUCCAGAACCGCCUCAAGCAGACCUUCUCUAACGAGCUUUCCAAGACACAGCAAGAGAUCUUCAACAAGAAUGCUAUUCUUCGAGAAGAGUAUAUGUCUCACUACAAGCCCUGGCGAUUGGCCAUCUGGGAGUUGGACCGUCUGAAGGACAAGAAACCUGACACCCCAGCACCAGCCUCGCCACCAGUUUCCACGCUCCCAACGACCCCAGCUCCCAUGCUAGAAAGCCGCGAAGGACGACGCUACAAAGGAAACAGCGAACUAGAUUUCCUCAACGCGCUCAAAGCCUCUGAGAUCUCGGCGCAAGAAGAGCUCGAACGCCGACGAACCAAGAUGGCUACUGCUCGGCCCGAUUUGGGACGUGAGGCAAUAAUCCCUAACAUGCUCGAGCCGCGUGAGGAGAAGGCAUGCGUUUACAAAGACGUCAAUAAUAUAAUCGAGUGCAAUAGGGCCAUGGAUGUUUUCGGUUUCCUGCCACCUCCCAACGAUUUCACUCCGGAAGAGCACGUCACCUUCACAGAUGCAUUCAUGGCUUACCCUAAAAAAUGGGGCAAAAUCGCAGAAUCUCUUCCUGGGCGCACUUUCCAGCAAUGCAUUGUCCACUAUUAUCUCACCAAGGAAGAGAUCAAGUACAAGGCCAAGCUCAACAGACGCUGGAGUAAACGCAAGGGCCCUCGAAAAGGAGGCGGUGCGGCACGGCCCAAAUCCAAUGCGCUUAUCGCCGACUUGAGCGUUGUCAAGCCUGACUUGGACGGCGAGGACUCAACACCCGCUGUGACCGACACGGGUCGACCAAGACGUGCUGCGGCUCCUAAAUUUGGCGGUGAACCUGGUGAAGUAGAGGACGGGUCAGCAGCGGGCCGUCGUGUCCAGUCUGACCGCGAUAUUGAACCCGUUGAAAAGGCGCCUUCUCGACGAGGGGGACGCGGUGGAGGAGGCAGUCGCGGCGCCCGUCGCGCGAAGACCACGCAACCAGACCAGAAAGGCCAGGUCUUGGCCACACAAGAGACUAUUCCCCCUCCUCUCCCUGGAACCGAGAUGGAAAUGAUUCCGGACACCAACAUGCAAUGGGGGCUAGAUGGCAGAGUAGAUCGUAUGGUUCAAGAACCACUACCAACAAUGCCGCGAGGUAGGGGACGUGGACGCGCUAAAGACGGGGUCUAUGUCUUCGAGUCAACCGAAAUCGACCCUCCUAUGGCAGUCAAGCAGACUGAGACGGGCUAUGGGUCCAUGCAACCGACAAGCUAUUGGUCUGUACCGGAGCAGCGUGAUUUCCCUGCCUUGUUAGCACACUUUGGCCGUGACUUCGAAGGCAUCUCAGGUUGGAUGAAGACUAAAACCACGGUAAUGGUCAAAAACUUUUAUCAGCGUCGCUUGGACAGUGGCCACAAAGACUUCGAGUUGAUUCUCACGGAGGCAGAAGACAAGAAAGUCCGCGGUGAACUUACAGGUCCCCUUCCCAUUCCAAGUGUUGCCCCUAAGCGACGUUAUGAGGCGACGCCGUCUUCCAUCAUUCCUCGUCCUCUUGCUCCUCUUGGCGAUCCCAUGACCGAAGACGAAUCCCGUUUCUCCUCAAAGGUCAAGCCUCUUGCCCUUUCGCCACAGCCCAUGCCCAUGCAUGGACGGCCGCCGUCUGAGAAAGAUCGCAAUUCCGCUCGCUAUCAGCCACUUGCGCAAGCUUCCACGGCUUCUCCAGUGCCAUCGACUGCGACUCUCAUUGAAGAAUCAACCCGGGCAAUCCGCGCCCAGAACGCAGGCCAGGCUCAUCGCUUGUCGGGUCCACGCCUCGGGUACUUCACAGAGGACAGACGAGACUCCACGAUCCUACCUCAUUCAACCUCCCGUACACAGGAUCUAUCUAUUCCCUCGCGCCAUCCCCCUGGCUCAAUGCCACCCGAUAUGGCCCGAAUGGAGCCUAUGUCUGCACAAGGGUACAUGUCUGCGCAGCAGCCACCUUCACUGCUUUCGUCGGCUCAUUCUCGUCACCCCAGCUUGACCCAGCCUGGUUCGCCAACUCAAUUGCCUAGGCCUGAACUUGACAUUGCGUCCGUUCAUCGCGAUCCCUUUGCCCCAAGACCCUACUACUCUUACGCAGGCCAAGGGAUGUCCCAGUCGCCUCGCCCAGGUUUGUCGCCAGUCAAAGAUGCACCUCGCCCGAGCGUCACUCCUGCUCCCGAUGCAUCUCGCCAUGUGCCCGCCAAACGGUCCAACAUUAUGAGUAUUCUGAACGAUGAGCCCGAAGAGCCACAGCCGCGCAAGCGCUUUGCCGGUGAGCAGGUUCCAUCUGCCGCUCCUUCAACUUCAGCUGCAGCAGGAAGACCGAUUUACCAGACCACACCGUCGUCCCGCCAUGAAGACGCUGCCAUGCAAAAGCCCUCUAGCUACACCCAGCAAGGCCAUUAUCAGUCAUCUUCCCGUGGGUACACAGAGUACCCUGGCUAUGGUCCCCCUCAGAGCGGCUCCGGUACCUCGGCAAAUAAUGACUGGAUGGCACGAUUUGAUCCACGGGCACAACAAGCACCUUCGCAGCCUCAGGUCCAACCGCCACCAGCGCAGCAGCAGAGCAGCCGUCCUGCGGCACCUUUGGCUCCCCAGAGCUCCUAUGCCUCAUAUGUCUCAGCCCCGAGCCAGUCGUCAGUGCCUCUGACCAAUCUCCCCGCUCCAUCUCCAGCACCGACUCCCCCGCCACAAACCGCUUCUCAACGAUCAUCAUAUCCUAAUGUGUUUUCUCAGUCGGGUUCUGCUCAGCCAUCUGGGGCCUCUGGCUCUCGCGAGAUGACCUCUCAAUCCCAAUCCUAUCGAGCAACAUCACCUGGUCCACGUGCUCCUAUGGCGUAUGGAUCGCGGCAGGAAGGACCAGUGGCAGCACAGUCUACUGCAGGUCUGUUUGGUGUUCAUCCGCGCCAGUCUGGGGUGCAAUCGUCAUACUCAACCGCGUCCACACCAACCCCAGUACCAUCACACGGCUAUCAGCAGCAUGUACAGACAAUGGUCAGUGGGUCGCAUCAGCCCGGGUCCCACCGCUCCACUCCUGUGAGCUUGCCCGGUGGUCCCUCUCAGUAUGGACAUAACACCCCACCUCCUCAGUCUCAGCCUAGUCGAUCCAUGGCGUCGCUGGCGAGCCUUGGGCGCUCGUACACUCCUCCAUCUGCUAUGCAUCCCUCUAUGGGCGGAAGUGCCGUGAGUGGUUAUGCUCCUCCCCCACAAUCUGUGUCGGGGUCUGUCCCACCACUUCACCAGCGUCCUGGUGUCCCCGGUUCCCUCGCUGAAGCUGGGUCUACACCCACUCACCACCGUGUUUACAGUCAUAGCUCCACUCAAGGUGGACACUCAGGCUCGUUGCCGCCACCUUCCCAGCCACCUCGUUAG